Messenger RNA from Ipomoea nil (Japanese morning glory), 1183 nucleotides. Its product is annotated as transcription initiation factor TFIID subunit 14b-like. The record is from RefSeq and is a predicted model, not a curated record. The transcript is spliced from 6 exons. The coding region runs from base 111 to 935 and encodes 274 amino acids. Lineage: Eukaryota; Viridiplantae; Streptophyta; Magnoliopsida; Solanales; Convolvulaceae. Gene Ontology annotation, biological process: regulation of DNA-templated transcription.
UUUUUCUCUCCAAAACCCUGCCCUCAAAUUUGGUACGACUAUCGCAUGAACAAAAAAACCCUAAUUUCAAUUUAAUCAAUCAAUAUUCAAUACAACAACGGCAUCCUAGAAUGAUUCAGAACUCGUCGGUGAAGAAGCAUGGUUCGGAUCAGUCCGACGUAGCCGGAUCCACCCCAAGGUCUCAGCGCACAAAAAUCGUUAAAUCUUCUGACGAUAAUGAAAGAAAGAGCUUGGCAAAGAAGGUUAAAGACCUUGAAAUUAGUGUUCCAAUUGUUUACGGAAACAUUGCAUUUUGGCUUGGUAAGAAGGCAAGCGAGUAUCAGUCGCAUAGAUGGACUAUUUAUGUUCGUGGAGCAACAAAUGAGGAUCUGGGUGUAGUCAUAAAGCGUGCAGUUUUCCAAUUACACUCAAGUUUUAACAAUCCUACAAGGGUGGUGGAAGUUCCACCUUUUGAGGUGUCGGAGUGUGGAUGGGGUGAAUUUGAAAUUGCUAUUACCCUUCAUUUCCACAGUGAUGUUUGUGAUAAGCCAUUGCACUUGUAUCACCAUCUGAAGUUAUAUCCCGAGGAUGAAUCUGGUGCUUUAUCCAUUAAGAAACCCGUAGUUGUUGAAUCAUAUGAUGAAAUUGUUCUUUUUGAACCUUCAGAGACUUUUCUCGCACGUGUGCAGAAUCAUCCAGCAGUUAGUGUGCCCAGAUUACCUUCUGGUUUUACUUUACCUCCUGCUGCACCGUUGGAGGAUAUUGACAAAAGGAAGAGAGGUGAUACCAAGGAUCAUCCUCAAAGCCAAUGGUUCACCAAUUUCUCUGAGGCAGAUGAGCUGCUAAAGCUUACAGCAGCACGCCAGCAGGUACAAGGUCAUAUUGCCAGGCUAAGAAGGCAGAUGAGCUUGAUUGAUGGGCAGAAUCAGCAAUUGAAAUCUGUGACCGAGUUUUGAAAGUAUAUCAUAUUCAAAACAGUCAUUCAAUUUUAAGUUGUUAAGAGCUCUGCUGAGAUUUUUUUAGCUGAAAAUUGUUGUAUUAUUAGUUAUUCCAAAUACAAUGUUUUUUAGUCUUUCUCUUGUUUUUUUUUUUUGUUUUUUUUUUUUUUGGGUUGUAUUUUCCUCAGGAAAAAGAAAUACACUUUUACCAAGCAAGAAAUGUAAAUGAGUUCUUAGUUGAUUCAAGCUAACUUUGUCAUCUGUAA